GAAAAGGCAGAAGAAGAAAGAGAAAAGGAAGAAGAAGAGAAAAAAAACAUUUCAUUCUUCUCCCACAAAAACUAGUACACUGCACACUUUUGCGUGGCUUUUUGCAGUCUUUUUUGAGCUCUUAAAUAAAUGAAGCCAAACACACGCGCCUCCCUCCGCCUUACUCAAAAGCCGCGCUUUUCAUCACAACUGCUCUCUCUCUCUUUCUCGCAAGUCGCAACGCAAGACACGACGAUCUCUCUCUCUCUCUCUCUUGUUUCAAGCAAAAAUAUAGCAGAGGCUGUUUUUCAUGAUUUCAGCUAGCAUUCAAUGGCGAAUCUCUACGAUACUUCUACUAACAAUUAUUACUCUCCUCAAGAGCCAGACGAGAUUUCUCUUUUCCUCCAGCAAAUUCUGCUCCGUUCCAAUUCUUCGCCGUCGCAUUCAUUGCCGCGGCAGCACUCUCAUCUCGUACCGACCUCCGAUGGCAUCGCGGCGGAGCAGCACGUGGCAAUUGGUCAGAUCUCCGCGUUGAACUCGUGCUCCACUUGCGGCUUCGCGAAUGUAUCGCUCGAAAACUUGGAGAAUGAAACGGAUGAUUGUGACUAUGAGAGCGAGGAGGCUGUUGAAGCUGCGGUGGGAGAGACGGUGGCGAAGGCGCGGUGCUCUACUAAGAGGACUAGAGCAGCUGAGGUGCAUAAUCUCUCUGAAAAGAGGAGGAGGAGCAGGAUUAACGAGAAAAUGAAGGCAUUGCAAAAUCUAAUUCCAAAUUCAAACAAGACUGACAAGGCUUCGAUGCUCGACGAAGCUAUCGAGUAUCUCAAGCAGCUCCAGCUCCAAGUACAGAUGUUAACAAUGAGAAAUGGGUUAAACCUUUAUCCUAUUUGCCUGCCGGGUAUGCUGCAGUCCAAUCAGGUUUCUCAAAUGAGGGCGGAUGUCUAUGCCACAGAUAAAUACUCAAAUGUAAAUAUGAUGAAAGAAGUUAGACUGGACCAGAAUAUCUCGGCUGAUUCUCUUCUCGGCCUACCUGAAAACUGUGUUAAGCAGGAGAACGUGUCCGAUUUCUCAAGUAUGAUUGGUUCCAAAACUUCAAUGGAAGUCGAAUCAUCCAUGCAGCAGCAUCACUUCGGAGCAUUUCAAUUCUCCAGAUCAUCAUUUAAAAAGACUGAGAAGGUGUUGCCACGCCAGCCUUUUAUGGAAGAUUGCCCUCAAACUAGCUCUGCUGGAGCAAAAACGACAUCUUCAAUCCGUUUGGACACACAAACGUCCGAUUUGAAGGCUAAUAUUUUGGAAGGAUGCGUUGCUGGAGCAGACAUUCUACUUACAAACUAUGUUAGUAACCCAGUCUUCUCAUCUCAUGACAGUUGAAAUAUGUGAUAUAUUGCCUCUCAUUCCAGCUAUUAUUGAUUGAAACAGAAAGCUAGCUUCUGGUACUGGUGUUUUUGUAUGGCUAACUUUUUUUUAGCAAAUAUGUGAUGCUAAAAGCUAAUCUUUUGUGGAGAAGCCGUGAUAUAUUUAAUGGUGAGAGUAAGUGAGAUUUGAAUGUCAUAGAUUGUGGUUUUAAUCAAUGUUGAAUGUGUUGCAUAUUGGUAUUCA
This is a messenger RNA of Salvia miltiorrhiza (redroot sage), 1575 nucleotides long. RefSeq names its product transcription factor SPATULA. The coding region runs from base 310 to 1347 and encodes 345 amino acids. NCBI's taxonomy places the organism in Eukaryota, Viridiplantae, Streptophyta, Magnoliopsida, Lamiales, Lamiaceae. Gene Ontology annotation, molecular function: protein dimerization activity. The record is from RefSeq and is a predicted model, not a curated record. The transcript has 7 exons. Gene Ontology annotation, cellular component: nucleus.